Molecule: messenger RNA, 3587 nt
Organism: Arachis duranensis
Lineage: Eukaryota; Viridiplantae; Streptophyta; Magnoliopsida; Fabales; Fabaceae
Product: E3 ubiquitin-protein ligase UPL5
Exons: 3
Coding region: 276-2963 (895 amino acids)
Biological process (GO): proteasome-mediated ubiquitin-dependent protein catabolic process; protein polyubiquitination; positive regulation of protein catabolic process
Molecular function (GO): protein binding; ubiquitin-protein transferase activity
Source: RefSeq, a predicted model, not a curated record
AUUUUUGUUGGUCAUGAGUCAUGAUGUACUGAAAAUCUUCGUAAAGAGUUCAUUGAUGACGAUAAACCCAACACAAAAAAAUGCCAAGAAAUUGUGAUCGCUUCUUCUUCUAAAACGCUGUUCCGUCAAAAGACGCUUUUAACCUCUCGCCGGAAGAAGAAGAAGCCAAACGGCUUCUAAUCGCUUCCGAUUUCGUUGCAUGCGUUUCGUAUUUUUCAAAGACUGACAUCGCUUUGUUUCUCUCUCCGCAACGUGACUUUUCGGCGGCGGCAAACAUGCCCAUCACUCAAACCACGACUGCAGAUAGUGUUUUCCAACUCCAACGCGCCAACCACUCCUCCAAGCGGAAGCUCGAUGACUACGGUGAUGAAUAUGGGGCAGAUGCCGGCGCGGAUUUCGCCGGCGGCGACCCCGAGGUCGCCUAUGCAGCGGGAUUCCUUGCCGGGAUUAAGCGAGAAGAGACGAAAAACGCCUCAAAUUCGCGGUACCGUGGCGCGGAUGCUAGGGUUUCGUCGUCGACUCCUUCUUCGUCGCGAGCCGCUCAGUAUCGGAGCGGGUCGAGGUCCGGGUCGCGGUUACAGUUCUUCGUCCGAAUGAUGUCGCGAGGGAACACUGUGGUGAUGCAAGCAUCUCCUCACGAUACCGUGAAAUCGAUCCACGAGAGAAUCAUGGUAUUGACCGGUAUACCUGUUUUCGAGCAGGGUUUAACAUACAGAGGCAAACAACUCCAGUGGGAGAACACUCUUCAAGAGUGUGGGGUUCAGAACGACGCAAACCUCCACCUGGUUGGUCGCAUGAGGAGUACGGAGCACCCUCAGGCGUGGCAGGUUCUUGAAAACAUGGUCAGUCUUGUUUUCAGGCUCUGUAGAGGCGAAAUUGUUCACGAGGCUACCAAGGUGAUCAAGAGCCUCAUCACCAGUUACAUGAACAUGGCGCCCAAGGUUGAUGAUGCUACAGCAUCUUAUUUCCACAUUUUCAUCGCCUCGAAUGCCCCUUCCAUGCUGGUAACUCUUUAUGUUUCUCCUUAUGCUGGUAACAAGGAACGUGGUGAUUUAUUUGUCAGGCAUUUCUUGAAUUCUUGUCGCAAUAACAUGGCUAAACCUUAUCACGGUCAGUGUGCGAGUGUGGUGUUGGAGUUGUGUAGUUUGCUUAUGAGGGUUGGGUGUGAUGAUCCUCUGUAUCUGCAUUGCCGGAAUACUUUGGGGUCUAUGUUAGAGAGUGCUGGUUGUUGCCAUGUUUAUGCAGGUAAGCAUGGUAAAGGUGGAGGGUCUAUUUUGUUGCAGGAUAUCUGCCCCUUUGUUCGUGAGCUUUCGAAUAGGUUGUUGAGGGAUUUGGAGUUAUGCAUCCAGCGCCCCAACAGUUCGGGGCCAUUGCAGACCGAUGUUUCGGACUUUGCAGCUUUCUUGACCCCUUUGAGGAAAGGAAUUACCCAAUUGCAAGCUAUGAGGGGUAUGGGGUUGGAUGAAAAGUGCCAUGAGGGGAUCUUGCUUGCAGAAGAAGUGGAUUACCUUCACCUUAUAUUUAUUCAAAUGUUGGAGAAAAUGGAACAAUGCCUUCGUUCUAUGCAGGAAUUCUUGUCUGACAAACUAAGACGGGAUCGGGAUGUGGGUUUGACGUAUUCUGGAUGUUCUCAAUAUCUUUCUAUCUUGAAGGAAUUGUAUCAAAUCUCCAAGCUAUAUGAUGGGGCGGAGGAAAAAUUUUGGAAGGUUUUGAUGAAUCAACGAAGUAUGCUUUGUAUACUUGUCAUCCAAUAUGCAAAGAGAAGUGAUGAUCACCAGUGGAUUCUUGAUCACAGAUCUGUGACUAAUUUUGAGGUGAGGAGGCAUCUGGCAAUGCUGUUGUUUCCUGAUGUCAAAGAAGACUAUGAGGAGUUACAUGAGAUGCUUAUUGAUAGGUCUCAAUUAUUGGCCGAAUCCUACGAGUAUAUAGCACAAGCAAAGCCUGCAUCUCUGCAUGCUGGGCUAUUUAUGGAAUUCAAAAACGAGGAAGCUACUGGACCGGGUGUGCUGAGGGAAUGGUUUCUUUUGGUGUGUCAAGCAAUAUUUAAUCCAGAAAAUGCUCUUUUUGUAGCAUGCCCAAAUGAUUGCAGGAGAUUUUACCCUAAUCCUGCAUCUAAGGUAGAUCCUCUGCAUCUAAAGUACUUCAGUUUUGCUGGUCGUGUUAUUGCAUUAGCUUUAAUGCAUAAGGUGCAAGUGGGUAUUGUUUUUGACCGUUUGUUUUUCAAGCAAUUGGCUGGAAAGUCUGUUACUUUAGAAGAUAUACAGGCGGCAGAUCCUUACUUGUACAGUAGCUGCAAGCAAAUAUUGGAGAUGGAUGCUGAUUUCAUUGAUUCAGAUGCUUUAGGACUGACGUUUGUGAGAGAGGUGGAUGAAUUAGGACACAGGAAAGUGGUUGAACUUUGCUCUGGUGGGAAAAACCUUGUAGUGAAUAGUAAGAACAGGGAGAAGUAUGUUUCUCUUCUCAUUCAAAAUUAUUUUGAGACAUCAAUUUCUGAGCAGGUAUCACAUUUUGCCAAGGGUUUUGGUGAUAUCCUUUCUAACUCAAGGCAACAGCCGUUCUUCUUUAAAAGUUUAGAGCUUGAAGACCUUGAUUGGAUGCUCCAUGGGAGCGAAAGUACUAUUUCUGUCGAAGAUUGGAAGGCGCAUACUGAGUAUAAUGGCUAUAAAGAGACUGACUGUCAAAUAUCAUGGUUUUGGGAGAUUGUUGGUAGAAUGCCAGCAGAACAACGGAAGAUACUUCUGUUCUUUUGGACAUCCGUGAAAUAUCUGCCAGUUGAAGGUUUCCGCGGUUUAGCUUCCCGUCUAUACAUUUACAGGUCUAUGGAAACUGAAGACCGCCUUCCUUCAUCGCACACAUGCUUUUACAGGCUGUGUUUCCCGCCAUAUUCAUCCAAGGCUGUCAUGCAAGAUCGCCUUAGAAUCAUCACUCAAGAACACAUCGGUUGCAGUUUCGGUACCUGGUGAGAAUACAUUUGCAAUUUGGGGGCUACAAGUGGUUUUCGUUUUGACUGCACAGAGAAGUAUCACUGCUCUGCUUUGUACAGUUAUAGCAUCAUUGUUCCUUCUAUCCUUGAAUUGGAUAAUGUGAGAAGGUUCUGUAGUUCUGUUUCCCGAAUCAAUUCAGGGUUGGAAUGUCAUUGCUGCUCUGUCAAAUGUUUAUAUCGGGGUCUAGUGUCAAAAAUAAAACAGGAUUAAAAAAGAAAAUUUCAUUAUAUUGGUGGUGAUGUGGUCAUUGUUCUGGUAAAUAGGUGUUGGUCUUGGUUCAUCUUCCCCGGUGACAUGUAAGUUUGGACAAAAUCAUGUUCAAGGGGCAACUCUUCCUCCUUUUAAUCUAUUAGGAGUUUGAGAAUUUCUAACAUUCUCACUAUUUAACCUAUUUAUGGGUUUAUGCAUUCUCGUCUACUCCAGCCAAGGCAACCCACAGGAGAGAAACUGCACUUGUUUCAGUGACAGAAAAUCAUUAGAUGUCAAGGGCUUAAAUAUGGGAUUACAUUAGAUUUUAGAUAUUCCUAUCUGGUUGGUAUGAAUACUUCUAGAUGAGUUUAGGGAAAAAGAAGAAAGAAUGGAAAUUCAGUUAUUUUCUUCAUA